AUGAGCAAUGAUUCUAAAAGUCUAUCUGAAAGUAAUGUCACCGAGAAUGUUUUAACAACAUCUGAAGACAUUGUAAAGGUAAACGCAAACAUACCUGUUGGUUCUUCUCGCUACUUAUUAAGGUUGAACUGCUCGGAUUCUUUUAACAAGCGUGGCACAAGUUCUGUCUCAAGGAGUUCUAGUAUGUCUCAGCAAUCGUGUGAUGCAUCUCCCGUAUCUGACUCAGCAACACCGGAAGAGUCCUCUAACCCUAAUAGGAUUCUUAAGGUUGUACCUUUAAGCACAAUUAGUAGUGACGAAGUAAAGUCCACAAAGUCUAAAACACCACAUGCAAAAUGGCCCAAGGAGGGUAUUCGUAACAAGGGCGCCAAACCCUCUUCAUCCAAUACCUUAGAGGAACUUACUAAAGAAGGAACCAUAUAUGUCGAUAAAGCAAUUACCAGGAUUGUUACACGCAUUCUAAAGGAAAAUCAUAAAGUGCAUGGGAUAUUUGUCCCUCUUCAAACCAUAAUGCCUUAUCCCAUCCAGAACACCAGUAAGGCUGAAGUUGCUCACACUUCUGGUUGUGAUCCAGCUGAAGAGGAGAUCAACAAGGAUGGACAAGGAAUUGCUGAGAAUACCAAUGUUACUGAGGAUGUCAAUGACAUCGAAGAUAAUGAGCACACUAAGGUCAAUACUGAAACAGGUACCAAUGUGGUAGACUUAGAUGAGAGUGCACAAGUGAAAAGCCUUGUCAAAGACUCUAUCAAGAAGAAGAGUACUUUUGCUGGUCCUGUCAAAAGCAGAGCUGUGGCUAAGAGUACAUGGGUUGGUCCAUCAAAAUCCUGGAGCAAGGUUGUCCCAAAGAAAAGAAAGGAGCGGGAAAUUGUUGAAUCUGAGUCUGAUGUUGAAGUGGAUGUUCCUGAUAUUCCAUCAAGGAAGAAGCCUACAACCACCAAGCUUGCUGCAAGAAGUCUUAGAGCUAAUUCAGGAAGAUGGGCUAUUGAAGACUGUUUGCAAUCUUCCAAAGCUUAUGAGAAGCUGGUCAAGGAAUUUGUGGUGAACUUAUCUGAAGAUUGUGGAAACAACAGGAGUGUGAACUUCAUAAAGGUGUUUGUGAGAGGAAGAACAGAUGAAGCUCAACCUGAGCUUGAAGUGACAGACAACAAAGUUUGUCAAGUGAUCACAACCAAGCAGGUAAACAACUGGCCUCUGAAAGAGAAACUAACUGCAAGAACAAAGGCAAAGUUUGACUAUGGAACAUAUAUUUUCGACCAAACUAUGAAGCAUGCUGGAAGCUUCAGUGGUACACAUGUUCCAGACAUUGUCAUGACAUCGGCUGAAACAUCCAAGUCUGGAGCACCAACUAACAAAGCAGAAGUCAUAGCAAUGUUAAAAGAGACCUGCAAAAAGCUGGAAGCUAGGAAGAUAUCCCUUGAAAAGAUGAUAAGCACUCUGGAAAUGGAUGAGAAUGAGGAAUUUACAGAUGCUGUAAAGAUGGAAGAUGAAGAUGAACAAGAGAAGGAAGUAGAACUUGAAGAAGAUGUGGAAGAAGAGAGUACCAGUCCUACUGAUGGCUCUGAGAAAGGAAGUUAUGCAGACACCUCGAGUGGGUCUGACUCCGGGCUAGUAAAUGCAGCUGGAGAUCUGUUGUUUUAG
Molecule: messenger RNA, 1638 nt
Organism: Vicia villosa (hairy vetch)
Lineage: Eukaryota; Viridiplantae; Streptophyta; Magnoliopsida; Fabales; Fabaceae
Exons: 8
Coding region: 1-1638 (545 amino acids)
Source: RefSeq, a predicted model, not a curated record